AUGUCACUCAACGACCUUCGGAAAGGCAUAGCCUCUUAUGGCGCCGGACCGCAGCUGGAUGCUCUGCCACCGGCAGAUAGUAUGACCUGGGUCCCGCAACCAGGCGCAAAUCCUGCCUUUUCUCUUUUGAUUGGCAUUCUUGAUGGGCAACAAAUACUUGCCUACUUGACUCGAUACGGAGAGAAGCCGCGAGAAGUGCGCUAUUGUACCAGGCCUCCUCCUGACAGGCCCUCAAACAAGUCUUCAUCGUCAAUAUCGACAGUAACUCAAGACGACGUCAUGAAGGCAUCUCUUCUUCCGCCAUUCAAGUAUCUUGCAGAGAAUUCUAAGCCUAUGAAGCGCAAGUUUAGCAUGCUUAUCCGGUGGUACUUUUUGAUACAAGGGUAUAUUGAUGGCCUCGAGGGCGACCAAGGAGACUUUUGCAAAAGAUUUAGCUCUGCAGUCAAGAGAAUUGAGGAAGAGAAGCAUGACGAGGAAGACGGUACCCAGAAUCGCGCCAGACGAAACCGCGAAGCCAUAGAAGAAAGCCCGGAGCCUGAAGACGCAGAUAGUACCUACACCUUGCACUCCAGCAGCCGUACUGGUAAGACGCACGUGAUAAAUGGCGAAAAACCUGAGCCACAAAGUCCUUCAGCAAGAUCGUCACGGGAUUUGAGGAGCAGCAAAGGCAAUCACGACCUUGAGCGUUUACUGGAGUACUUGAAAGACCACAGCGCAUUGUAUCUUCUGGACAACCUACCCGAAGUAUCAGAGAUUCAAUUUGUUGGCCAAACAUCCAUACCCGAAGCUCAGCCGAUGAAGCUUUUCGUUGGACGCGAAGCGAAAUCCGGCGAUGAUAUAUAUGCCUACAUGGUCAGCCUACCGCGUGGCUUCCACGAAGUUCGAUUCUACGUCCAAACCGCGCACGACGAGGAACCCAUGAAAACCGAAACAGUCGCCAAACAGCGCCUCCUUCACCCAUUCAGCAAAUGUUACCCAAAGCAGCCCUGCAUCUUAGAACAGUCCGAUAGAGCCAGACUGACCCUAAUGGUAAAAUUCUACUUCAUCUCCGCAGGCAUCGCAACCAACUGCGUCCUCAAAGAAACGAAGAAAUACCCAGAACGCCUACGCGUCGCACUCGACUACAUCGCCGACCGCAUGGGUCCCGCCGCCGCCAAACCGCCCUCCCAUGCAAAAGACGACGACGAUGACGCCGCCGCCUCCGCCGCCGCCGGCGGCACUCCAGCCCUCAACCCGGCCAAACACCGCCUCUCAAGCGAAAGCUCCUACAUUGACGAAAGCGACAUCCAAUCCACCCUCGCCCUCGAACCCCCGCGCCUCCCCCACCACAACCGCACCCCAAGAUCCGCCUCAAUCUUCACCCGCAAAUCCGCCUACUCCAUGGCUCCGCGCUCCCAAACACCCAGCCACACGACCUCCCCACACCUUCCCGCCACCAUCACCCCCACCACUACCACCGACCCCUCCAAUACCGUCUCAUCCCCAGCCCUCCUCCACCACCCCCUCCGCGGCAACCCCAAGCGCUCAGCCGAAGACGCAGAGUUCGAAGACCUCGCCCGCAUCGUCAUGAAGGAGCAGACACUCACCCGCGAAAUCAACGCCCUCCAGCACGAAAUGGAUGUCCUCGAGGAAAGAAAGACUAUCUGGAUGGACAAGUGGCAGGCCCAGUUUCACGCUGUCAAUGAGAAGCUCGCGGCUGUCACCAGAGAGAGGCUCGGCGUUAGGAUGCAGUUUAAGAAGCAGAGGUUGGGCAGUGGAGCCGACGAGGCCGCCGGGUAG
Molecule: messenger RNA, 1779 nt
Organism: Bipolaris maydis ATCC 48331
Lineage: Eukaryota; Fungi; Ascomycota; Dothideomycetes; Pleosporales; Pleosporaceae
Source: RefSeq, a predicted model, not a curated record